This is a messenger RNA of Zychaea mexicana, 510 nucleotides long. RefSeq lists its product as uncharacterized. Bases 26 to 394 code for a protein of 122 amino acids. NCBI's taxonomy places the organism in Eukaryota, Fungi, Mucoromycota, Mucoromycetes, Mucorales, Lichtheimiaceae. Gene Ontology annotation, biological process: protein import into mitochondrial intermembrane space. Gene Ontology annotation, cellular component: mitochondrial intermembrane space. The record is from RefSeq and is a predicted model, not a curated record. The transcript has 4 exons. Gene Ontology annotation, molecular function: zinc ion binding.
UAUUAUAUACCCUCAUUAGAAAACAAUGUGCAAACACAUUCUCAACGCACAGGUUGCUAUUAGAGCACAAUGCUGCCGUCGAUGGUUUGAUUGUUCAGAAUGUCAUGCCGAAGUAUCUGAUCAUCCAUUACGCAAAACAGACGAGAUGGUGUUUGCUUGCAAAAAAUGCAAAAAGGCUUUUCGGAAAGACAUGAGAGAUUACGAAGAUGAGGACGAAUAUUGCCCUCACUGUGAUAAUCAUUAUGUUCUCGAUGCUGUGACACCUGAACCUCAAGUUGGCAUUGAAACUGGUGAUCUGCGUAUUGACAGCAGAGUUGUCAAGGAUGAUCGAACCAAGUUGAAGCAAGAUCCAAAGAGCAUGUUUGAUCUUGAUGUAUCCGAAAUGAUGGGAUAAAAAACCAUAGUCCCAAACCGUGUGAACGAAAUAAAACCAUUGCAAGAGAAAGAGACACUUGAAAAAGCGGGGAAAAAACGAAUUGCAGGAGAAGAAACAAACAAAACAAAAAGAGG